Pedinophyceae sp. YPF-701 is the source of this 1923-nucleotide messenger RNA. The record is from the annotation of a GenBank genome assembly. NCBI's taxonomy places the organism in Eukaryota, Viridiplantae, Chlorophyta, Pedinophyceae.
AUGGCGGAGAAGAUCAUCCCGCUGAAGACGCUGUUCGGCAACCCGGUCCGCACGUCGCCGACCAUCUCCCCCUGCGGCACGUUCCUGGCCUACCUCGCGCCGUCCAAGGAGGACGUGCUCAACGUGUGGGUGCGCACGGUCGGCAAGGACGACGACCGCCAGGUCACGAACGACACGCACCGCGGCAUCCGGCAGUUCAUGUUUGCCGAGGACGGCAAGCACAUGCUCUACCUCCAGGACGUGGGCGGGGACGAGAACUUCCACCUCUGGGCGUGCCCGAUCGAGGGCGGGGAGGCGCGCGACCUCACGCCCGGCGACAAGGUCCGCGCGCAGAACCUCGCCGCGGACCGCAAGUUCCCGGGCGUGGUCCUGGUGGGCAUGAACCGGCGCAACGAGCAGCUGUUCGACAUGUACAAGGUGGACGUGGCGACGGGCGAGGCCGAGAUGGUGGCGGAGAACCCGGGCGACGUGCUGUCGUGGAUGACGGACGACGAGCUCGCGGUGCGCGGGUGCAUGACGAUGAACCCCGCCGACGGGAGCAAGACGCUGCGCGUGCGCGACACGGUCGACGCCGAGUGGCGCGACCUGUACACGUGGCCGCACGACGAGGUCGGCUCGCCGCUGAUGUUCAGCAAGGCCGGCGACGAGAUCUACGCGUCGACGUCGAUCGGGUCGGACACGGGGCGCCUGGUCAAGCUGUCGACCAAGGACGGGUCGAUCUCGGCCGAGGUGGCGCAGGACGCGCGGUGCGACGCCGGCGCGACGAUCGUCGACGAGGAGGCGCGCGUCGUGCAGGCCGUGGGCUUCAACUACCACAAGCGCGAGUGGACCUUCCUGGACGACACCGUCAAGGCCGACGUCGAGUACCUGCGCUCGGUCGUGCCCGACGCCGAGCCCUCCGUCAUGUCGCGCAGCAACGACGACACCACCUGGGUCGUCGCCUUCUCCAGGGACGUGGGGUCGACGGCGUUCUACCUGUACAAGCGCGGGUCGGACGGCAGCAAGAGCACGGAGUUCCUGUUCACGUCGACGCCGGAGCUGGACGAGUUCAAGCUGGCGCCCAUGGAGUGCGUGGAGGUGCCCGCGCGCGACGGCCUGACGCUGCCGGCGUACCUCACGCGGCCCGUGCUCGCCGACGGCGCCGAGGCGAAGAACGUGCCGCUGGUGCUGCUGGUGCACGGCGGGCCGUGGGCGCGCGACGGCUGGGGCUGCCUCCCGCAGCCGCAGUGGCUGGCCAACCGCGGGUACGCCGUCCUGCAGGUCAACUUCCGCGGCAGCACGGGGUACGGCAAGGCGUUCCUGCACAAGGGCGACGGCGAGUGGGGCCAGGGCACCAUGCAGCACGACCUCUCCGACGCCGUCAAGUGGGCGAUCGACCAGGGCAUCGCCGACCCGAAGAAGGUCGCCAUCAUGGGCGGCAGCUACGGCGGGUACGCGACGCUCGCGGGCCUCACCUUCACGCCGGAGCUCUACUGCUGCGGCGUCGACAUCGUGGGCCCCUCGCACAUCAAGACGCUGUUCGAGAGCAUCCCGCCGUACUGGAAGCCGAUGAAGAAGCAGCUGAUCCAGCGCGUCGGCGACGUGGAGGGCGACGAGGAGGUCAACAAGAAGAUCUCGCCGCUGUUCCACGUGGACAAGAUCGCCGCGCCGCUGCUCAUUGGGCAGGGGCGCAACGACCCGCGCGUCAAGGUGGCCGAGUCGGACCAGAUCUACGAGGCGAUGAAGGCCAAGGGGCUCGCCGUGGAGUACCUGCUGUACGAGGACGAGGGCCACGGGUUCGCGCGCCCGCCCAACCGGAUGGACUUUUACUCGCGCACCGAGCAGUUCCUGGCCAAGCACCUCGGGGGGCGCGCGGAGGAGCCGCUCAAGGUCGACAACACCUCCGUGCGGGUCGUGCACGAGGAGCUCGCCGCCCAGGCCUAG